CCUUGAGCAGUCGGACGAGCACCUCUCAGCAGGUCCCGGAACAGAACACUCCCUUCUAUCCCCGCCAUGGCGCAGUACGGUAUGCCCACUCUAUCGCCUCUUGCUCAUCGAGCCGCCGGUCGAACUGCACCAGCACCAGCGAAAGCGAAGAAACCUGCACCGCUUCCAGCAUCAACAGGAAAACAGGAGGCGCGCAGCUCUACAGGCCGAGCAGACACAACAGAUACAGUGGAUACGUCGGUCGUGUCGACUAGCAUCCAGCGUCUUCCUCUCGGGGAGAACACUCUGGACCAGAUGGACCCAAGCCCCUCUCGUCCUCUCAGCCACGACGCUGAUGGUAUUAUUGCCAUCGACGCACAAGGCGACUUGGUACUACACGUCGAGCAUCAGACUGCUCUCGCCAAGCUGGCGCAGAAGUACAGGGUGCAUAGUGCCACAUUGAAAUCACACUCUAGGUACUUUGCAAGCCUACUGGACGGACGCUUCGGCGAAAGCGCAAAGAUCGAGGCGCAGCAUACCGUUCUCCGACAGCGCUACGGCAGCCUCUCCCAAACGCCUUCGUCUGAGCUGCCGUUAAUACGCAUCGAGGACAUUGGCCGCACUUCUACCAUCAAAUCGAUUGAGGCCUUGUGCACCGAUUUUUUCAUGAUUCUUCACGGGAAAGAUACGAUAGCAUCGCCCCCAGUCGUGAACCUGGCCAACAUCGCUAUCGUUGCAGAUCGCUUCGAUGCCCUUGAGGCACUGCGAAGCUACGUCGCGCGGAAAAGACUGAUCAGAGCGAUUGAUGGCAAGACGAGUCAGAAAGCCGAAAUGGGUCUUACGGAAGAGCGCGUUCGUAUGCGGCUCUUGGUGGCUGUAUUACUUGACAUCGCCCCGUGGCUGGACAGGUACUCUGCCCGCCUAAUCACCAAAGGAUGGGUUGGAAGAGAAGCCGAUGAAGCUGAUGCAAUGUGGUGGACCCUCCCACGAAACCUUGAGGAAGAGCUUAUGUCGCGGCGGGAGUAUAUCCUGGAUAUGCUGCAAGCAUCGACCGGGCAAAUCGUUGCGCUAUACAACUCGCGUGAACGGCAAUGUAGACUUGGAUACGACUCGAGUGCAGCGUGUGAUAGCUUCCAAUUGGGCGAAGCCAUCAAAUUCCUAUCUCGAAGUGGUAUUCUUCAAGUUAAGGGCAUGCUUUUCGAUGCCGGAGCGGCCGCGGGUGCCUAUGAAGGUGAUAUAUUUACUCUUAUCGACUCUCUGCGACAAGCUCCCGAGUACCAGAUUGACCGUAAUCACACUCACUGCGGAAUCAGAGGACGCUUGAUAUCCAUGCUAGACAUGGUUUUGGAUGCACUCCACCACAUCGGUAUUUGUGCCGAAUGUUGGAUUACGAGCCGCCAAGAUCAUGCGUGGGCCGACAGCAAGCCAGCCCUACAUUGGCAGAGCCAGUCAUAUCGAUCACGAGGUCUGGCGCACAAGGACCUUCAUGCGCAAGUGAAAGCGAUGUUUACUGCCACGAAUAGAGAUUGGAGCCGAUGAGAUCGAGUCUUCUUUUUGUUCCUAGCAGGUAGCCCCGCGAUCUGUUGUGCACCAAGACUACCGUGGUCCCCAAUGCCCAUUGCGGGAGUCUGUGCUAUCACGUGCGUCGGCGCAGCCCUUGCUCAGCCUACUACCAGCUCUGCAUCUGACUUCCAGAUACGACGGUCAUUCAUGGAUGCUUGACUACCUGACAGAAUGACUGUCCACCUGUUGGCGGCGUAUUUGCAUUGCCUAAUGUCAGCCGAGCCUCCAAAGCACUGCCUUCGAGCCUAGAGACAGACCAUGAGAACUCUCAUAUGUAUGUAUGCGCAUCAGGUAUGCGCUCCUCGUAAGUCAGAUCAAGCUUACCUACCUUACCUACCUGUACCUUACCUUAGGUUCAAUUGCUAUCAACAGCUACGGCACCUUACUAUUAC
This is a messenger RNA of Sphaerulina musiva SO2202, 1934 nucleotides long. RefSeq lists its product as uncharacterized. Bases 67 to 1518 code for a protein of 483 amino acids. The transcript has a single exon. The record is from RefSeq and is a predicted model, not a curated record. Gene Ontology annotation, molecular function: protein binding. NCBI's taxonomy places the organism in Eukaryota, Fungi, Ascomycota, Dothideomycetes, Mycosphaerellales, Mycosphaerellaceae.